This is a messenger RNA of Prunus armeniaca (apricot), 3051 nucleotides long. NCBI's taxonomy places the organism in Eukaryota, Viridiplantae, Streptophyta, Magnoliopsida, Rosales, Rosaceae. The record is from the annotation of a GenBank genome assembly.
AUGGGUUAUGGCAGCUGUGAGAAGGGUUACAGGGUCUAUAAUCUUCAAACUGAGAAGAUUAUACUCUCUAGAAGUGUUGUUUUUGAUGAGAACAAAUCCUGGAAUUGGGAAAGCAAGCAAGAUGAAACUGUCUCUGUGCCUCUCAUCUUUGAAAAUGGAAAUUCUGAGAUAGCUGAAACAGAAACAGCCUCUCAUGAAACUCACAGCAUUGAUUCACCAAAUCUGAAUAAAUUAAUCUCAGAUGAUGAACAUGUCUCUGAGAGAAAUGGCAGUGGCACCAGUCAAGGGUCAACUCCAAGCAAUACACCAGUGAAGCUGAGAAGUUUGGAGGACAUUUAUGCAAGAUGUCACAUGACCAUUAUUGAACCUGAAACUUAUUAUGAAGCUGUUGAAGACAAAGCAUGGAAGGAAGCAAUGGAUGCUGAGAUAGAAACUAUUGAAAAGAAUGGAACUUGGGAGCUAGUGGAAAGGCCUACAGAUAAACCAGUCAUAGGAGUCAAAUGGGUGUUCAAAACCAAGUUGAAUCUUGAUGGGACAGUUCAAAAACACAAGGCUAGGCUUGUGGCUAAAGGGUAUGCUCAAAAACCUGGUAUUGAUUAUAAUGAAACCUUUGCCCCAGUGGCAAGGUUAGAUACAAUCAGAACUUUGAUUGCACUUGCAGCACAAAAGGGUUGGAAGUUGUUUCAAUUAGAUGUUAAGUCAGCCUUCUUGAAUGGAGUACUUGAGGAGGAGGUUUAUACUGAGCAACCAGAGGGGUUUGAAGUGAAAACAGCAAGUCAUAAGGUCUAUAAAUUAAAGAAGGCCCUCUAUGGUUUGAAGCAGGCUCCCAGAGCCUGGUACAGUGAAAUAGACACCUAUCUAACUAGCUGCAAUUUUAAAAGAAGCACCAGUGAGGCCACCUUAUAUACCAGAACUGAUGAAGAAGGAAAACUGAUCAUUGUCUCUAUAUAUGUUGAUGAUAUAGUUUAUACUGGAAACAGUAAUGCUUUGCUCAGUGAGUUUAAAAGGGACAUGAUGCAAAAGUAUGAAAUGACUGAUUUAGGACUCCUACAUCAUUUCUUGGGAAUGGGAGUUCUACAAACUGAAAAUGGAGUGUUUAUUCAUCAAAGCAAGUAUGCAAAGUCCUUGCUUGUGAAAUUUGGUCUCGAGGAUUGUAAGUCAGUAACAAUUCCUCUACCCACUGGUGAAAGAUUAAAGAAAGUUGAUGGAAGUGAUUUGGCUGAUGAAGCCAGUUUGUUAUCAAGAUUCAUGCACAGCCCCACAAAGAAGCACAUGGGAAUUGCAAAAAGGGUUCUUAGAUACAUUCAAGGCACUCUCAGCUAUGGCAUUGAAUUUACAAGGGAUAAUAAUGCUGUUCUGGUUGGCUUUUGUGACUCUGAUUGGGCUGGCAGUGAAGAUGACAGUAGAAGCACAUCUGGAUAUGCAUUCAGUUUUGGUAGUGGAGUUUUUUCAUGGGCUUCAGUCAAGCAAAACACAGUUGCAUUGUCAACUGCAGAAGCUGAAUACGUUUCAGCAGCUGAGGCAACAGCUCAAGCUAUCUGGCUAAGGUUUGUGUUGGAUGAUUUUGGUGAAAUGCAAUCUGAUGCAACACCAUUGUUUUGUGACAACAUGUCAGCAAUAUCAAUGGUCAAAAAUCCUGUUUUCCAUCAGAAAACAAGGCACAUAAACCGAAGAAGUGAAGAACAGUUGGCAGAUAUUUUUACAAAAGCUCUGCCCAAAGAUCGAUUCAAUUAUUUGAGGUUGAAGCUUGGAGUUAAACCAGUACGGCUUCUGUGUGCUGCAUCAAGAAAGUACAACUUCGAUCUUCAUGUUUUAGAGUCUAAAGCCCAAGAUGCCGAGGAUGGACUCGACACGGUUGCCUCUCAGGCUCAAAAGAUGGCUGACAUUGUUACAGAACAAUGGAUUCAAAUUCAGCGGCUUGAGCAGGCUCUUCAUAUUACACAAAUUUUGACAAUUGAUCAUGCCCUCUUGUUUGCUGAGAGAAAAAAAGAAGAAGAAAGAUUUGUCUCCUCCUCCUGUUGCAUAGGAACCCAAAACCAACCCACCAAAGAACAGAAAAAAAGAAAAAGAAAUAUUACACCACCUCAAAAGCAGCAGCGCCUCAAAUCAUGUCACAAGCAGCUUCCUAUGCUGAUGGUUCCCAGUAAAGACAGCCGCCACGAAAGACGUGGCUUGUAUAGUAUCACACAAGGAAAGACUUGCAGCUUUGAGUUGCAUGUGCCAUACAAUAAGAGGCUCUGCGGUUCUUCCCAUGGUUGGUUGGCUUGUGUGAAUGAAAAUUUGGAAGCUUAUAGAUGUGCACACUACAUUAAGAAGGUUGUAUUGUCUGCAGACCCUUCUUUGUUUCCAAAUGAUUACGAAGCUGUGGCACUUUUCGAUCGCAAUGGAACCAGAGUAUCUCAUAUUAAGUCAGGGGAUCAUGGUUGGACUCACAUAGAUCAAACGGUCCGAUUCUUUUAUGGUCUGAAUCAAGUGAUCGGAUUUGAUGAUGUGAUCUAUUACAGAGGCCAGUUUCUUGCUGCUAGUAGGGAGGGUGGGGUUUUUGCGAUAAACGUUAGCAAGGAUCCAACUUAUAAACCUCAUGUAAGCAUAGUCGUACCAAUGGUUCAAGGUAUUGAUGACCAAGCAUAUCUUGUGGAAUCGUCUAGGGGUGAUCUAUUGCUGGUUAGGAAGUUCCAAAGUUUGAAUUAUGUUGAGUGUUUUACUGAUACUUUGAGCUUCAAGGUUUUCAAGCUGUACUCUGAUUGUGGGGAUAAAAUCAGAAGCGAACGGAUUGAGGAGAUUGAUAGUAUUGGAAACGAUGCUUUUUUCUUGGGUGGCAAUAAUCACUCCAUGUGUGUCUCAGCUUUAGACUUUCCGGGUUGUCAUCCGAAUUCCAUAUACUUCUGCAUUGAUAAUUGGGUGGGUGAUGCUUGUGAUGAAGUUCAAGAGCCUCUUGGCAUGGCAGUCUUCAAUUUGGACAACAGAAAAUUUGGAACAAAUUACAACUGCUCAAGUCCUUCACAGAAGUACAUGCCACCAUCAAUUUGGAUUUUGCCCACCAUGGUGUGA